AUGUCUAUUCAGGUGGGCAGUCGAGUGUCGAUCCCCGGCGGAGGAGAGGCGUACGUGCGAUUCAUUGGGACUGUGCGGAAUAAGAACGGGACGUUUGCCGGAGUUGAGCUUGUGGGGGAGAGUGUGAACAAGGGCAAGAACUCUGGUGACGUUGAUGGGACGUUUUAUUUCCGCACCAAGGUGCCCAGAACAGGGCUUUUUCUGCCGUACCACAAACUUGUGCAGGCCAACAGCUCACCGCUGCGGCCUGUGACGCGGACCAAUGUGAUGAACUCGCCGAAAUCUUCGCCACAGAAUGCGGAUCACCGCGUCCAGGAACUCAGCGAACAAAAUAGACUAUACAAACAGCAACUGGCGGAGCGCACGCGGAUUCUCGAGGACUUCCAGGAGACGGUGGGGACUUUUGAGGCGUUGCUAACAGAAAAUCAGAACGAGCUGAAGAUGAAAGAUGCAAGAUUUGAACGGUACAAGAGCAAUACAGAUACCCAGAUCAAGGAGCUGAUCGAGGCCGUGGAGACGCUGGAACAACAGGCCCAGGAGAACGAGGAGAUAUACAUGCGGCGUCUGCGUGAGUUGGAGGCCCAGAAAGAGACGGGCUCUGCCGAUACGAAGACAGACGAGCAGAAACAGUUUGAGGUGUUGGAGCAGCGGUGCAAAGAGCUUGAGGAAGGUGAAAAGACAUUGAAUAUGAAGCUGAGUGCGGUGCAAGCAGAGCUGGAAGCCUCGCGCAGAGAAACAGAGAAGCUCCAGCAGGAGAAGACAGAAAUAGCGUCUGCUUUGCAAACGCUGCAGAAAUCGCACUCUGACCUCCAGUCGGCUCAUACCGCGCUCAGAAACGCACCUCCACCGCCAGUGCCGGCUGUGGACGAGUUCAAAGUUAAGUACGAUGAGCUGCGCGUGCAGUACACCGAGCUGGCGGAAAAGUGUGCUCGUUUGGAGGCCGUCUCGUCCGCUGCGUCAGCGCCCCUUGUGCAGAACGGCGAGCUGAUAGCCACGCCGGCAGUGAAGAGCGAUCCUGCGGCAGGCCGGGCCAAGUGGUGCGGGCUGUGCGAGCGCGAGGGCCACGAGAGCGUCGAAUGUCCGUACGAAAACGUCAUGUUCUAA
This is a messenger RNA of Ogataea philodendri, 1104 nucleotides long. RefSeq lists its product as uncharacterized. The record is from RefSeq and is a predicted model, not a curated record. Lineage: Eukaryota; Fungi; Ascomycota; Pichiomycetes; Pichiales; Pichiaceae. The transcript has a single exon. Bases 1 to 1104 code for a protein of 367 amino acids.